UCCCCAUCCUCAUCUUAGCUCUCUCUAAUAACCCAUAGUAACUUUCCCCAUUACACUAGCUAUCGGUAGGCAAGAGUCAACCCGAUUGUUGAUCAUGUCUUCUGAUAGUAUUAGUACUGGCGAUAAUACUGGUGGUGAUGGUGGUGGUGCUGCUGCUGCUGCCAAUAGCAGUGCAAGCAACAAUAAGAAACAGAAGAUGUCUCCCCCCGUCGAUGUUCUUCUGUUGCACAAGAAUGAGAUUUGGAUCCAAGGCAUUCUUCCUCUUGUUGGUGUUGGACAGUAAGCUUUUGUAGGAGCUGUCAACAAGAAGAUGAAUCAACUGUACAAAGACUACUGCAAAAUUGAGCUCAAGAAAAUUCCAACAACCAUUGUAGAGAACCCUGGAUGGCGUCCUCCCCGACGCUCACCUACCCCCACAGACACUCUCUACUGCAAAACAUUCUGUAACCAGCCAUGUGCAGAAUACUGGCUCGAGGACAAUUCCAGCAACAAAACACCUCAUCGUAGUAAUGUUUGCAUUGUCAUUGCCAAAAGUGGAAACCUGACUGUCAUGAAAUGGGCACGCCAACAAGGAUUCCCAUGGGAUGCUUUGGCAUGCAGUGCAGCUGCUGAAGUUGGACAUUUGGAAAUUCUGAUUUGGUUAAGAGAGAACGGUUGUCCAUGGGAUUCAUGGACAUGCCACGAAGCUGCUAAAUUUGGACAUUUGGAAAUCUUAAAGUGGGCUCGUGCAAAUGGUUGUCCAUGGAAUGAAUACACAUGCUCAGUUUCUGCUCUAAAUGGCCAUCUGGAAAUUCUAAAGUGGGCUCAUGAAAAUGGUUGUCCAUGGAAUCAAGAGACAUGUGAAUGUGCUGCUGAAGGUGGACACUUGGAAAUUUUGAUGUGGGCUCGUGAAAAAGGCUGUCAGUGGAAUGCAAAUACAUAUCGCCUUGCCUGCAUGGGUAACCAUAGGGAAGUGAUCCAGUGGCUUCGUGACAAUGGCUGCCCGGGGUCUCGUGAUGAUUGACACUGAUAUGCUUUGAGGGUGUGCUCGAUCCCCCCUUUAAAAAUUGCCCUUGUCAAAGCCACUCAUGCAUGUCUCGGUGGACCCCCUUGUCAAUGGAUUUCCCUAGUUGUGGAAAGGAAAGUCAUACCAGUACCGGUGGCUGGUGGCACUUAGUGAGCUUGCCCCAUUGGCCUAACCCGACGCGAAGUCCUUGGUUACCUUUCCUUUUCAGUAAUAGGUGUGCCAGUAUUUAAGUAGUAUGCAAUUUCCUACGUACU
Molecule: messenger RNA, 1260 nt
Organism: Seminavis robusta
Lineage: Eukaryota; Bacillariophyta; Bacillariophyceae; Naviculales; Naviculaceae
Source: the annotation of a GenBank genome assembly